AUGCGACCGCUACCGGGCGGUGACGCCCUGUCUGCAUCUUCGUCGGCCAAGCCUCGCUCUCGCAAGUCGAGUGUGGAUCAGGCCGUCCCUCCAUCAAGCCAUGUCCCCACCACUUUCGUCAUGAAGCGGGUCGAAGACUUGGAGCCCAUAGCUGCUACACCGAGUGGCGCCGAAAGCAAAGGAAAGCAGCGAGAGCCUACGUUUGGGGUGCAGAGUCUGGCAGACACGCUCGAGGCUGCGUUUGGUGCGGAGCGCACUAUAGAAGCAGCAGUGAAAGGGGGGCCCGGUGACUCGAAGCAACCAGCCGAGGAGCCUCCAAGAAUAGAGACGCAUACCUCCUCAAAGGACUCUGCAAAGUCCACAGAAAGCCCCAAGACAUCACCAUCGAAGCAACCAAGCAGGAAUCUGUCCACUCCUGUUGCGCCGAUACCCUUCGCGCUGCCCAAGACGGAUGCGCCUUCUCCGAUGCCCAUGUCAAUUAGGUCGAGUCCGCGAGGAUCAGUGUCUAUGCAGUCACUGAAGCUAUCCGACGAAGAAGAGUCCAUGGCAGACGAGGUAGCGAGUCAGGCCAUAGCCUCUAGCGAUGAUGAUGAAGACGAAGAUGCGGACAUGGAGACACAACAAGGCGCCUCAGGCAGCUUUCCACAACUUGUCAUGCCCAGUAUACAGAUACCAAGGAGAAGACCAUUUACCACCAAAGGCAAAGCUAUGGGCAAGCUAAAGGUCCUUGUUGCCGGACCGUCUGGUAUUGGAAAGACGUCCCUCAUCCGGUCCAUUGUCCAGCUAUGCGAAGACAUUGUGCACGUUGACCCCCUCACCCCGCCUCACUCCGCCUCUCGGUCGACUACAGCAAAAUCGCCGUCUGGGAGGAAGAAGACCGAGUCUAUCCAAAUAAUUGAAGUCCACGCAAGUACCAAGCCAUAUCCGCAUUGGUGGACAGAUGUUGAUGAGAGCCGGAUUCUGCAAAGGAGGAAGAGCAGUGUAGACACAGUCUUGGAGAGAAACAUCUGCUUUGUAGACACGCCUGGCCUGUCGCAGCGCUCGACGGAUGAAGAGGUCAUGGGCAUGAUUAUGAAUUAUGUGGAGUCGUUGAUGUUUCAAACAGCAUCCGUCACUAAUCUAGGGGAUAGCGAUGUACUGGGUGUCGUCAGCGGGAGUGGAGGUGUUUUGGUUGACGCGGUGCUAUACCUCCUGCCACCUGACCAGGACAUUACCAGGGACAUGGAAUUUAUGCAACGCCUCUCUUUCCUCACUAAUGUGAUACCCGUCAUUGCAAAAGCAGAUACCGUCUCAGUUCAGGAUUUGGUAGCUCUGAAGACAUCCAUACUCGCUCGAUUGCAGAUAACUUCAGUUAGACCCUUCUUCUUUGGCAAGCCCCUGGAAGACGCCUUACUUGCAGUGCAAAGCUUACCGAUUCUGGCAAACUCACAAAACUCGGCAGCACAGCCAGAGCCGUCACAGUAUCCGUUCAGUACGCCGACGUAUCCAUUUGCGAUCUCGUCCACCCUUGGAUCGGACAACGACAUUAUGGAUGCAUCGCUACUCAUGUCCCCGGACUAUGUACAGCCCUUACUGCCUUCUGAGCUCUCCACGCUCGUCACACAGGUCUUUGAUCCAGAAUCCAUCUCCUGGCUCCGACACUCGGCAGCAAAGCGCUUCCUUGCAUGGCGCAAGGCCAAACUUCCCCGAGACUCGCACACCAACAACCCGCUGCAACACCCACAAAGCCCAACCACAGCUUCCCUCGGCCUCAAACGCACCCCUCCCCGUCCGGCGUCCUAG
Plenodomus lingam JN3 is the source of this 1782-nucleotide messenger RNA. The record is from RefSeq and is a predicted model, not a curated record. Lineage: Eukaryota; Fungi; Ascomycota; Dothideomycetes; Pleosporales; Leptosphaeriaceae.